AGGCGGGGGGGCAGCCGCGGGGGCCGCCGGGAGCGCGGGGGCCGCUGGGCCUUGCGCGCCGGCUGUGGUGGCGAACGGGCGGCGGGCGGCCGUUAACCGCCACCGUCUACCGUCAGGUGCUGCCCGCCGGCAUGAGCAGCGGUGCUCGGACCAGCGGCGGGAGGAGGAGGAGGGCGGCCGCCCUUCUCAGCCCGCCGUCCUCCGCCAGCUCCGAGGGCGAGGAGCCCCUCAGCCCCUCCGGCUGCUCCCCGCUCUCCUCCGCGUCCCGCCCCAGCUCCCCGAGCGGCGAGGAGGAGGAGGAGGAGGAGGAGCGGGCGGCGGCCUCCCGGAGCCGGCGAGGCGAUAGGAGGGCUGAAGACUCUGAAAUAUCAGGGGGGGAAAAAGAGUCACCUUUGAAACAUAAUCUUUCACCAUGGGAAGAAUGGUUCAUUGGCAAAGAGAAGGAACUACGUGCCCGCUUACAAGCCAGAGCUGCAGAGGAAAUGAAUAUACAGCUAGAGAAGAUGAAGCAAAAGCAGGAAUGUGAAAGGAGGAAAAGGAUAGCUGAAGAGAAGCACAAGGAAUGGGUCCAAAAAAAGAAAGAAGAGGAAAGAAGGGAAAGGGAACGAAAGCUGAGCAAAGAAAUGGCAGAAAAAGCCACAAAGGAACUAGAAAAAAUGCAGUUACAAGAAAAGGCCGAAGUAAAGUAUCAAGAAUGGUUAAAGAAGAAGAGAGCUGAAGAGGUAGAAAAGAAGAAGAAAGAGAAGGAAAAAGAAAAAGAAAGGGAAGCUGAGCUACAUGAGAAGAAAGCAAGAUCAGAGAAGAUGUUUAAGGAAUGGCUACAUAAUGCUAGAAAUAAACCACGCCCUGUUUUAAAUGGCUAUGGCUUCCCACAUGGGAAGUCUGCAGGUUUGUACUUCGACUACACAUAUGUAGUGACUUAGGUUUGUGGUUCCUUC
Phalacrocorax carbo (great cormorant) is the source of this 938-nucleotide messenger RNA. The record is from RefSeq and is a predicted model, not a curated record. Lineage: Eukaryota; Metazoa; Chordata; Aves; Suliformes; Phalacrocoracidae.